CAACCGGAUCCGUGAUGGGAGGAGCGGCGGUCCAGGUGCUUCAGCCAACAGCGUUCUUCAGACGCAUCAGAAGAUAGUGAGCCGGGGGCAAGUGUACAUGUGGGGUGUCGUGAUUCCCCGCGAGAGAAGGGCAGGGCAGAGCGAUCACAGUCGCCUUAUUGUUCUGAUUCGCUAAUCCAGCGUUUAACCGGUGCUUUACCGCGAUCGCCCCACGAACACUCUUUACUGGCAUCUCAUGGACUUGGAUUUACUUUGUCUUUGAAAAACAGUUGGACUCGUGCGCAAUGUUCAAGAAAAGCAAGAGCAAAGUGCUGGUGGAUGAAGCGUCAGAGGAGGACGACGUGUCGUGGCAUCACGAGCACGCGAGGAAGGAUAAAGACUCCGAGGGAACGGAGGAAGUUCUGAGCCCCUCGACAAAGGAUUCAAAGUUAAAGAAGGUUAAAUCUAAGCGAGAAAGAGGAGAUAAGAAGUUGUUUCCAUCUCAGGAUGAUGAACACAUUUUGCUAACAGGAGUCACUCUCUCUCCCAGAAAAGGGUCUGCCAAGAAAGGAUGGGACGACGAUAAGAGCAAAGCAAACCCCGAACACAAAGCUCACUGUCUGUGGGACAACAUCACCAUGACGAUGAAGCAGAUCACACCGACAAGGAAGCUGGACAAGAUGGAGGGCUGGGAACCUCCUCAGAUGACCAACAGAACGGAGGAAGAAAAGCAAGAGUCUGACAAAAAGAUGGAUUCCUCCCCUCUGUCCUCUCCUCUCUCUCUGUCUCUCCCACAUUCUCUGGGUUUGCCGUCCUGGGUGGGGCUGGGUUUGGAGGAGGACUCAUCUCGCUACGCCAGUCUGACGGAGUCACAGACUCAGGGAGGCCCCGCCCAGUGGGCGGCUCGCGCUCGGGAUAAGCUGGCCGCCGUUCGACGGCGAAGCCCGGCCAGCCUCUCGGAGGGCGCGUGGGAGGGGCUUAAGUGAUUUGUAUGAAAAAAUAUUUGUGUGAUAAGCCACGGCCCUCAUGUGCCAACUGUGAUGGGACAGCCAGUGCCUUAGUAAGAGGUGAUGAUGCCGGUUUGGAUGAUUCAUUUUUUUGUAGUUUUGUAAACAAAAUCGACCAAACCUUGAAACACAGCUGACCCCUGAUAGUGACCAAUGAAAGUAAUCUCUCAUAGAUUACUUUAAAAUAUAAACUUUGGCCUUUACAUACUACACUUGUUUGUUUUCCAUUUAUUGACACAGGCAUUUAGCUUGAUAAUCAUUGUGAGCGCAAUGAAUUAAACCUGCAAUACCCAGGCUCACAGACAGGGGCAGUGAGUGUCUAAGGUUCAUAUCCAAAGGUUAUGUCUUUAUAUUUAGUUGAUUAAUUUAUUCCGUUAUGUAGUUUUAAAGCGUAAAUGUGAAAUGAUGUAGAAAUGCUGUGACGCAUGUAUAGUCGCUUCUGCCUGCUGAUUUAACAUAACUGCUACAAUCAUAAUGUACUGUAGAUGUUUUUCUCUAUGCAAUCACUGUUAUUCCAAAUAGCCUAAAUCAAUUGUGCCAACAAAAGUGUUCAGUGAAAUGUCUAGGCCAAAAGGAAGAUAAAGGUGUGAAUUGUAUGUGAAGGUUCUCAGUCCUGUCACUGGAGAUGAAGUGCUCUAGCUCUGGUCAAACAAUCUGAACCAUGCGAUUUGAUAAAAUCACAAUUCAAAUCGGGUUGAAAUGAACUGCAUUACAGUGGAACUUGAGGAAUGAAGUGAGCACACCUGUUUUAUGUGCCCAGAGGUCACCGUCUUAAAAAUCCCCUUUAAACCCUUUCCUACGACCCGGAGUGCUGUGCUGUCUUAUCAUGAAGUGCAUUUUGGUUUUAAUGGUUUGCUGUGCCUCAACAAGUCAUGUUGUCUUGAUUAUAGUGUCUUAAAGCAACCAGGGAAAAUGUGAUCUCGAGAAGUUUCCAGUUAUCUGUUCUUUCUAAACACUCGACAUGAGGAAAAUGACAAUCAGUCUUACAUGAAAUCUGUUAACCUAGGUGAAACAUGUUUGGCAUGCUAGACAUGCCUGAUUUUUUUCGUAGAAUUUUUUUGUAUAAUGUUUAAGUAAGUGGGUUUGCUGCUUUUAGCUGUUGUCAUAGUAACAUGUAUUUUUAAAGCAAGUACGACUUGUUAGUUGGCAUUUUCCUCUUUCCAUUUGGUGCCUUUGCAACAGUGUUUUGAUCUUUUACUACUGAAUGAAUUAUAUGAUUUUGCAUAGAUUACGCUGUUGUAGUUUUCUCGAAAAUCUGAAUAAAAAGCAUU
Messenger RNA from Triplophysa rosa, 2257 nucleotides. RefSeq lists its product as uncharacterized. Lineage: Eukaryota; Metazoa; Chordata; Actinopteri; Cypriniformes; Nemacheilidae. The record is from RefSeq and is a predicted model, not a curated record. Bases 285 to 965 code for a protein of 226 amino acids. Gene Ontology annotation, cellular component: cytosol; nucleus. The transcript has 4 exons. Gene Ontology annotation, biological process: spermatogenesis.